UAAUAGAAAUGAGCUGCAAGUGGAUUAAUCAGAAAAUGCUGAUAAUAUUUUACAUACUGCUGAGUGUCAGAGUUGGUAGAUGCACAGAUGAUCUAUUCUUUGAAACAAAGAGUUUAGUUGUUGGAGAUUAUGUGACUCUGAAAUGCCCACGCCGAACAGCUGAGUACAAAGAAACCAUGUACUGGAUAAGGAUAGUUUCUGGCAGCUCAGCUGAAUUCUUGGGAGGAACAUUUACCUUUGACUAUAAUGAUGUUAACAAAACUCCCCAUAUUACAGCAAAACAAGAGCCUGGAACUUUUACUCUUGAAAUAAGUAAAGUUAAUCUAAGUGACAUUGGCCUUUACUACUGUAUAAAAGUCAGGCAGCUUGCUAUGACAUUUUUAAAAGGAACGUUUCUUACAAUUGAAGAACUAGAACCUGAUGACACUGACAUUUUUCAAAUGCCUCCAUCUGAUCAUGUCUAUCAAGGAGAUCCAGUGGCUCUGCAGUGUUCACUCCUCUCUAACACUGAGAAGAAAACUUGUUCUGGAAAUCACAGUGUAUACUGGUUCAGAGCUGGAACAGACGAGUCUCAACCCAGUUUAAUCUAUGCUCAUGGAAAUAGUGGUGAUGAAUGUAACAAGAGUGCCGAGGAUCCUUCCCAAUACAAAUGUGACUAUAGCUUCUCCAAGAACGUCAGCACUGCUGAUGCUGGGUCUUACUACUGUGCUGUGGCCACAUGUGGACAGAUCAUUUUUGGAAAUGGAACAAAGCUGAACAUUAAGGGGCCCAGCACAUGGGACUUGCAGAUGGCCAAUACAGUUCUCUUUCUGUUAUCUGCUGCACUGGCUACAACUCUAAUUGUUAUAGCCUACCUCAUCAAGAAAUUAAGUGUUUGCUGCCCUGACACAGAUCUUGGAACAACCAGUGGCAACCACGAGAAUCAGGAGAGAGGUGAGAACUCGAUGGUUUAUUCAGCAGCAACUUUCACCAUAAAGAAAAGUGGCAAAUUAGUGAGAAGAAAUGAAAAAACAGAAGAGGAAGCAAAAGUCUACUCUGAUAUCAGUGCUUCUGCAGUAAAAUAACUAUUUUCAAACUGAAUUUUAAGUGAUAUUACCAAUUGCAAAGUUUUGUAUGACAAACAACAAUGUCAUACAACAUACAGCGUCUUCUAUUUUACUUUUGAA
Messenger RNA from Oreochromis niloticus (Nile tilapia), 1166 nucleotides. RefSeq names its product hemicentin-1. The transcript is spliced from 6 exons. Bases 9 to 1064 code for a protein of 351 amino acids. The record is from RefSeq and is a predicted model, not a curated record. NCBI's taxonomy places the organism in Eukaryota, Metazoa, Chordata, Actinopteri, Cichliformes, Cichlidae. Gene Ontology annotation, biological process: response to bacterium.